Molecule: messenger RNA, 360 nt
Organism: Funneliformis mosseae
Lineage: Eukaryota; Fungi; Glomeromycota; Glomeromycetes; Glomerales; Glomeraceae
Source: the annotation of a GenBank genome assembly
AUGAUUAAAGGUGGUAUGAGAGGUGCAAGAGGUUCAUGUGUUUUAGAGAAUAUGAGAAAGGAUUUUGUGUGGUGGAGUAGUUUGCGAGAAAGAAGAAUUAGAGAUGAUUUUGGCUUUAGGGGAAGAGGCUUGAAUAUGAGAGUACGCGAAGAGGGUUUAUUUCCAAAGGGGGCUAAUGUGGGUAAUCAUCCAGCUUGCCAUCGGUAUUUCAAUAUGAAAUUUGUAAUGGCGAAAGAUGACGCCCUACAAGAAACUUCGAGCAAAUUGUUGUCCGUGAGCAUAUCAAUUAUAUUGACUGCAAUUCCAAAGACAAUUUUAUCUGGUAGCGUACGAUUUCCACGAUUUCCAGCAUUUUACUGA